AUGUUCAAAAAUGAGUACCAGGGAGGUGCGUUUGUUGAAAUCUUUAGUGCUCAGGGAAAAAACCCUGGAGCAAAAUGGAAGAUCCUGGGCAGUCCAUCUGUGAUUUGGAAAGAAUUUGAUAAAGAAGUUAAAAGUUUUGUGUUUGUUUUGGAAGGCAGCAGCCAAACAAACAAAAUUCAAUUACCAAAGGAGAGUAAACAAAUCCUUGGACUGAUCCAGAGGUUUCUUGUGCUUCAGAUUUAUGUACCCCUGGGACAAGACUUCUCCACUGAAUUGCUAAUUACUGAUUUAGGAAACAUCAAAAGAAGAUUGUAUUUAUCAACGGUCCAUAAGGAACUGUCCUCAACCCCUCUUCAUGCUAAAAUCCCACUCUUUAUGAUCAAGCGUAAAAUUUGGUGCAAUCUAUGCAUUGACUUGGUAGCAUUCACCAGUGAAAUAUUCAAGGGAGCAGUUUUCCAGUCAUUGGAUGGAAUUAUUGUGUCAGCUAACUGUAAGCUACGGAAGAUCUUCACUUUAAAAGCAAAGCCUCAAGACACUGCUGAUAAAGAUGCUGUAUAUGGUGUUCCUUUUCCAACAGAUGAACCUACAGACGUUAUUCCGCGAAGCUGCCAACUAACAACAGAUGUUCCACAAGUCACACAGCUGCUAAAUAUGACCAAGCUGCGCCAAACUGACAUAAAAUUUGGAGGUCAUCCCCUGUGUUCAGCAGAAUCAGAUCAAUUCAUUAACCAAGGAGCAGGCAGUGUGCGGAACAAUAAAAAUCAAGAUGUUUGUCAUAUUGCUUUUGGAUCCAAAGUUCUUGGACCACCUCCACUAUCUGGCAGAAGGAAUAACAUGAGGAUAUCCAGUGAGACAAUGAGAUCCAUUGGGUCCAAAAAUAACAGAUCCUGCCUGCAGUCAACUAUAGAGAAGUGUGUUAGCAGUGUCGACGUGUCUACUUUACUAAUAUCUGAGUCUGAGGAUCAAGGAGAUAAAGAAAACAUUCGCCAAAUAAAACAGAUUUUACCUACUCAUGCCAGUCUACAUAUUUUGCAUCCGCAUCCCCCUCAAGAACCAUCGGCAGAUAAGAAUAACAGAAGAAGAUUGAGGCUAAAAAGCACCAGCAGGGAAAGGACAGAGACACCCAGUGGUGGUCCUUCAGGAAAUAGCAAGAAUGAAGAUAAAGCAACAACUAUGUCCCAACAAAGAGAAGAGACAUUGAACCCCAGCACUCCAGGGCCCCAGUCUCCUGAUCCAGCAGAUGAGUGGAUAUUUCCUGACAAUUAUGAUCACAUUCCCAAUUUGGAAUCUAGCAGACAGUCUUUACUUCUGGAUGAUGUCUCUUGCAACACUUCAUACCUGUGGGGAGAAGUCAGCAAGGAAAGUGAACACAGCCAUCAAGCAGAGGAAACCCACAUUGUUCCACAGAACGUUUUCACUUUUUCAUCCAGACCACGGUCAGCACCUCAUGGAAAGACUCAGAGUAUGUCUCCAGAGGAAUGCCCAUUUAUUUUGGAUCUAAAAGAGGACAACAGUGGAACAAGUAGAGGUGCCCAAUUGGAGGAUGAUUUUUGCAGUGAUGACGGCAGCGAAGAGGAGUAUGACUGUAGAAACUAUCAGCCCAGUCAGAUGAGUGAAUCCGAGUUGCUGAUGCUGGCAAGUCUACGACGGCAGCAGAAUGAAGAACUGGAAGAGACUGGGGCUUCCCAUGGCCUGAGUGCAUCCCAGGUUGACAACUGUAACGUCAGCAUAAGCACCAGCAGUGAUGACACAACCACCUGGAACUCCUGUCUGCCACCUCCUGUCAACCAAGGUCAUCACUAUCAGAAAGAAAUGGAUCCAUCUUCUCCUUCUAACCCCCGGGACUGGUUAAAUAUGUUCAGCCCGCCAAUUGUUCCUCCUAGUCAACAGCCAGCUGAGCAGCAUCCAGAUUCUUCAGGAAGUUUGAGUAUUCAAGGUGAAGAAGACCCGAGUGUGGAAGAGGACGAGGAAGUGCUGACUCUGUUGUAUGACCCAUGUCUGAACUGUUACUUUGAUCCCCAGACUGGGAAAUACUACGAGUUGGUUUGA
This is a messenger RNA of Orycteropus afer afer, 2049 nucleotides long. Lineage: Eukaryota; Metazoa; Chordata; Mammalia; Tubulidentata; Orycteropodidae. The record is from RefSeq and is a predicted model, not a curated record.